AGAGAUAGUUUAAACUUAAAAUACAUUAUUUCACCGAAAGAGUAAAAUUCUGGAAAAAAUGUCCGAUACUCCUGAAUCUGAGACUGAUCAAGAAAUCUUACUUGGAGUCUCCUACCCUGAGAACAAACCACCUGACGAGGCUAAAAUGGAACUUAUAAUUCACCCUCUUCUUCCGAAUCCUGCAGUUAACCCAUUAAGCCCGAAGUCUGAAGUCAACCCUUUCAGCCCGAAGUCUGAAGUUAACCCUACAAGUCCAGGGCCUCCCCUGCAAGGAUCCUGCAGAUUAACGCUGACUGUGCUGUGCUUUUUUGGAAUUUAUCAUCUUAUGGCGCUGAGAUUUAACAUCAGUAUGGGAAUUGUAUGCAUGUCUUCUGAUCCAACGGACUCGCAGAGAUCUGGUUCCAUCUGUAAUGCAGACGAGGAAAAAAGGGGUUUAUUGUUUUCAGAAUGUUUGAUGGAUCUGCAGGAAUCAAAUUCAACAGGGUUUGAUGAUUCCUCUCAAACAUUGGAGUUUUCAUGGUCUAAAACUUUACAGGGAAGUAUCCUCAGUUCAUUCUACUAUGGAUAUAUUAUAACACAGGUGGUAGGAGGGUAUACCAGUGAUAGAUGGGGAGGAAGAACUGUACUAUUGUACGGGAUGUUUAUUCUGAGUCUAAGCACCCUGUUUAUUCCUGUAGCAGCCAGAAUCCAUCCUUAUUUAUUAGUCGGGAUCAGGAUUAUUCAGGGGCUGGCAUCUGGCUUUGCAUUUCCCAGUGUUUACAAUAUUUUUACUGCCUGGAGUCAUCCAACAGAGAAAGCAACUCUGAUGUCAAUCAGCUUUGCAGGUAUUCCUACGGCAACGGUUACUAUAUAUCCCGUUGUUUCCUGGUUUUGUGAGUCUGGAAUACUUGGUGGCUGGCCUAUGGCCUUCUAUCUACCCGGAACUACAGGUUUGGUUUGGUGUAUACUGUUUAGUCAGCUGAUCUACAAUACACCUGAAGAACAUCCAAGAAUAUCGUCUGGAGAGUUACUCUACCUUGAAAAGGGAGAGAAACAAGAUGUAGUUCUGACUAGGCACCGUGUACCUUGGAAACUAAUUUUAAGAAGUCGAGCAGUUCAUUGUCUAUGGAUUACCCAUCUUUGCUCUUCCUUUGGUUACUAUCUCAUCAUCAUUAAUAUUUCAUUAUUCAUCAGAGAAGCUCUCAACUUUAGUGUUAUCUACAAUGGAUUUCUUUCCAUGCUUCCCUCCUUAGGAAUGCUAAUUUUUACUUGCACAGGAAAACUGUUUGAUUGUCUGAGAUCCAAAUCCUUGAUGUCUCUCACCAAUCUAAGGAAGGUUUUCAACUCCAUUGCUUUCUUUAUACCUGCAGCCUGCUUUCUCACCCUUCGCUUCAUACCUCAACAUAUGAAGGUUGGUCAUGUGGCGCUUCUAUCCUUGGGUUUAACAAUUCACGAGCUAGCAAUGACGGGAGGAUUCUACUUUUCACAUUCAGAUAUAGGUGGUCCACAUUCCGGAGUUUUAUUUGGAAUAACAAAUACAUUUGCUCAGAUUCCAGGAUUUCUAACCCCUAUUCUGGUCUCAUCCAUGACUCAACACGGAACGUUGGAUGAAUGGUACACUGUGUUCCAGGUGUCGGGAAUUAUUUACAUAAUUGGUGGAUUUGUCUACUUAGGAUUUGGAAGCUCAGAGCUUGAACCAUGGGCUAAAAAAGAUGCAGUGGAAUUAGUUUAAUUUGAUAAAGCAUUAUUUUCGAAUGUAAGAUCGUUUUCCAGUGCACAUAUUGACAAGGUUAGACAUGUGUUUCAGAGAAAUGGAAAAAUGCAUUUUGAAAAUUCUGCAUUUUUGGCAUUCCUUACGGAAUAGAUUUUCGCUUUUCCGCGGAAUUCCGCGUUACUCUGUUUGCGCAUUUGUGCUGGAAAGUUUGCUUCCGCUAAAAGCCCUAUAAUUUACACACAAAGAUGAGACCAAUAGCACUUGUGAGUUGUGACUCUUUGAUUACAACAAUAUGAAGGUUACAUUCGGUCUUCUGCCUAAAAUACAGUUUAUAGUUUAUAAAAUGAUUUGACUAAAACAAAAAAUUGCAUGAAAUGUAUAGCUGUAAAAAUAAGAUUAAAAUCUGUACAGCAGUCUCUGAAGUCCCAUCCCUUGUCGGGUAACAUUGUACUUCAGAUUUGAAAUCGUAUUUAAGUCAAUAAAAAACUUAUUCGUAAGCUUUCAAAUAUGUGA
This is a messenger RNA of Eurytemora carolleeae, 2206 nucleotides long. RefSeq names its product sialin. Lineage: Eukaryota; Metazoa; Arthropoda; Copepoda; Calanoida; Temoridae. The coding region runs from base 59 to 1711 and encodes 550 amino acids. The transcript has 23 exons. Gene Ontology annotation, biological process: transmembrane transport; monoatomic anion transport. The record is from RefSeq and is a predicted model, not a curated record. Gene Ontology annotation, molecular function: transmembrane transporter activity. Gene Ontology annotation, cellular component: plasma membrane.